AUGUUAAACCUGUCAACACUCCAAACCUACCUCACACAGCUACUCUCACCCGCUGACACCAUUCACACUGCGCUCCUUCUUACACCAGAGGGUGCAAUCGUCUCUUUUGCCUGUUCUGGGUCUUCUCAGACGAUGUCUUUGCAGCGGUCGAAAGACGAGGUAUGGAUAUUGGCUGGGUUGAGCGCUGAGGUGUGGGCUGAGACGAGGAGUGAAGAAGGGGCUGAGAAGGGGAUAGGGAUGGCUGAGAGUGAGGUGGGUCGUCACUUUUCUUUUCUUCCCGAGUACACGCGACGUUGUGUUUGCACACGCAUACUUCUCUCCUUUCUUGGACGAAUAGUUGUCGUCCCUGUCGAUGACGCUAGUCCGGAAUUACAAGAUGAGAGAGAACCGCUACUUUUACUCGCUGUGAACGGUGGCGCAGAAGCUAAUUGGAAGACUAUGUGUGCAAAAGCCAAAAAACUAGGAGCAUACCUCGCACCCUCUGUGAACAAACACCGCGGUGCUAUCGAAGCAUCUCCAUUGAAUCGGACGCCAGCUAAGAGCCGGACGAGGAGUACGACUACAUCACCAGGGGGAGUUUUACGGUAG
Molecule: messenger RNA, 588 nt
Organism: Suillus subalutaceus
Lineage: Eukaryota; Fungi; Basidiomycota; Agaricomycetes; Boletales; Suillaceae
Exons: 4
Coding region: 1-588 (195 amino acids)
Source: RefSeq, a predicted model, not a curated record